UGGGUCUGAAUUCCUUCGCUUCCAAUGGCUUUCAUGGCGCUUCUUGUUCCUGGUGGGUGCGUACGAGUAAGCUUGUCACGGCCGGCGCACGUUAGACGAAGGCUAACUACGUUUGCUACCGUAUCCCCAACCCGAGGAGAUAGAGUGGACUGGGUCGAAGCAACUUCAGGCUUCUUUGAAAAUGACACGAGGCCCAUCAUGUUAUUUGACGGUGUUUGUAACUUAUGUAAUGGAGGUGUGAAGUUCGUGCGUGAUAAUGAUCGAAAUAGGAGAAUAAGGUUUGAAGCUCUCCAGAGUGAAGCAGGGAAGAAACUGCUAAGAAGGUCCGGAAGAGCUCCGGAUGAUAUUUCAAGUGUUGUUUUUGUUGAACAGGAUAGAUCCUUCGUCAAGUCAGAAGCUGUUGUGAAGAUAAUGGAAUACAUAGACUUACCCUUCCCCCAGCUAGCAUUCUUUCUACAGUUUGUACCUCUUUUCAUACGGGAUUUUCUAUAUGACAAUGUUGCAAACAACCGUUACACAAUUUUUGGUCGCUCAGACGCAUGUGAGCUAUAGGCAAUAGAAUACUUAAUUUUCCUACUAAAGUCACACUCUGAUCGUCUUUCACCAAACACAAAGGUUUACCUCUGAACAGAAGUCGAGUCGUGAUGAUGACGCAUGUUGUGUGCCGGCACCUGGCAGUCAGCCUACCAGCAAUAGACCCUUUUCAUCUCCAGUUGUUUUAGUUAGAAAAUAAGGAUGUAUAUUGAUUAUGGGGAUUUAAAUGAUAUAUAUCACAGUGAAGCCAAGAUGCCCCAAGUGUUUGUCAAAUCGGGUGUCUUGGUCAUGUGAAAUUAAGGCCAUACUCAAGGGUAUCUUGGAAUCGAUGCAAGAUGCAAUAGAUCGUACACUAGUUACAAUUUUUUUUUCUUUCUUUCUUCAGGAUGGUUGUAGGUUCCUCCUGAGAUUCGUACAUCAUGAUGACCGCCGCACAUUUUUCACUAGCACAUACGAAUCUUGCCAUACUAAAGGGU
Messenger RNA from Prunus mume (Japanese apricot), 1010 nucleotides. Its product is annotated as Putative thiol-disulfide oxidoreductase DCC. Lineage: Eukaryota; Viridiplantae; Streptophyta; Magnoliopsida; Rosales; Rosaceae. The record is from RefSeq and is a predicted model, not a curated record. Gene Ontology annotation, molecular function: protein-disulfide reductase activity.